AUGCCCCCACCGAGGACUGCGGCAUGGCGCUCCAACCUGGUUGCGCUUUCUCAGAGAUUCAACGUCAGUACAUUCUCCAUGUCGCGUCCGACGGUGAUUCUCUGCGUGGCAGUGCCUGCUGCCGCUGGGAUAUGGAUGCGGACGGGCGUUUUGGUUACUCUAGAAUCUGUGGGGACAUAUCUCUACUUUGUGGCGUACGGCGACGAGAUCCAUGUUACGAUACCCCGCGACCUUCGCCAGACGCUACCCACUACCCCCGACGUGAUAUUGGAUCUGCCAAGAAGCGAAAAGGCCUUUGAUGUUCCUGGCAUUCUGGACAGAAUACACCCGCACGAUGUGAAUAACAUGAAGGUCGGGCUCCUGGGCGACCUUGAGAUCCUGCUGAUGGGCUGCGAUGAUGGGGAUGUUAUCGCAUACUACACUCAUCAGAUUGAAAGGGAAGCCCGGACGGCCGCCGAAUCGACGUCCAAGCUGGCUCACUUUAGUGAAGUCAAACCGUUCUUCCAUGAGAACGUGGGUAUAAGCGCCUGGGGGUUGGCUAUCCACCAAACUUCCCGGCUUAUUGCUGCGGGCACCAAUUUUAGGGAGGUGGUAGUCUUCAAGCCAGGUAUCAGUGCACGAUAUGCUGGAGACGGACAACGAUAUUUCAAUGACCAUGACGAAUCUCUUUUCAUGGUUCCUAUUAGUUCAAACAACUACCUACAGGUGUCUUCCGUUGUGUUCACGCCUGGAUAUGACGGGAAAGCGCAUCCUUUGGAACGUUUGAAUUGUAAAGUCACACUAGCACUGGGAAUUCGAGGUCAUAAUGUCCCUUCAAUUGAUUUUCUUGACGACGAGAAGGGUGAAGCCUACGCGGUGUUGGCGGUAGAUAUUACCGGAAGGAUGUGGUCUUUGGACCUGUCUAAUAGCGGUGCCCUUGAAUCGCCACCUAUCCACGAGUCCCGAGAGGAUCGGGAAGACUCUGAUGACGAUGAGAUGGAUGUCAGGGGCUGGGGGGUCAUCGCAAUACCCGUGGAUGCUUUUAAGUUAGUGGGGACACCCCAGGAGGCUCUUGGUCAGAAGAUAGAAAGCGCCCUCAGCAUCCCGUCAGCCUUUUUCAAGAGUAAAAACAUUUCGCAGUGCUUGGAAAUCACCUCUAGCGUCAAUGAUGUCAGAGACGUCUCUCUCAUACAUCCACCACCUGAACCAUCUCCAUUCUCGUAUGGAAACCUAAGUUCUACACUCGAACUCGAGAAUAGUGAUGCAGAAGAUAACCAAUUAUCUGAAGCGAACAAGAUCAUACUUGACAAAAAGAGGGACCAUGUUCUUCGGCUCUUGAAAGAUUAUAGGAGUAACAAGCACAUGCUCCGGAAACCAAGAUUACCGUUUUUGACUGAAAAUAAUUGGGUGAAAAGCAUGGUUCGCAUCCUGGAGUCAGAUAACUGGUCUUAUGACGUUGGAGUCCAGAAUUGGGUCACUGAGACUGACCUUCUGGUUAAUUUGCAAUGGAACGGUGCUCGAGGGGAGGCGAAGGCUUUGCAAUAUCUCCUUAUGUUACCAACCGAGGUCAGAUAUCGGUUUCAAACCUGGAAUGAAAUACUGGACGCAUCUCUGAGGCACACAAUUCCUGGGCCUCUUCCGAGCAUUUUACCUCUCGUAAACCAGAGCAGAAAAGUGAUGCGAGCCCAGGACAGCAGAACGGCCAUCGUGCGGAUGAACAACUACGAUGUUGAGCUCCUGCCGCCGGACCCGGACAUGCUAAGCACCAUCUGCAGAAGCUUCGCCCGGCAACGAUUCGGGAAUAGAUUAACCGAGCGUCUCCUGGAUCCCUACGAUCGGCUUAACAUGUUCUCUGUCAUCCCGGAACUCUCGCUCUUGGUUGUGGCUUCGCAGAAAGGCCGGGUGGGGUUGUUCACAUUGACGAGACUGGAGGAGUCUUUCUGCCAGAAGAUAUCGUCGGUAUUGACGUUUCGUCUGGACCGUAUCCUGCCGCUCUCUAUCCACGAGAGAGAAUUCCGGCCUUUCAAACAGCUGCUGGGUAUUGCGGUGGCGCCGCUACAGGGGAGGGGUGCAAACGGGGAGGCACAGAGGAAAAUCUGGCGGUUGAUACUGCACUAUAUGGAUCACUCGGUGCUCAGCUAUGAGCUGCAGAGAGAUGACGGUGAUGGGCUGGAGGUCUUGUAG
Drepanopeziza brunnea f. sp. 'multigermtubi' MB_m1 is the source of this 2163-nucleotide messenger RNA. The record is from RefSeq and is a predicted model, not a curated record. Lineage: Eukaryota; Fungi; Ascomycota; Leotiomycetes; Helotiales; Drepanopezizaceae.